Messenger RNA from Camellia sinensis, 1491 nucleotides. RefSeq names its product floral homeotic protein AGAMOUS. Gene Ontology annotation, cellular component: nucleus. Gene Ontology annotation, biological process: positive regulation of transcription by RNA polymerase II. The record is from RefSeq and is a predicted model, not a curated record. Lineage: Eukaryota; Viridiplantae; Streptophyta; Magnoliopsida; Ericales; Theaceae. Gene Ontology annotation, molecular function: RNA polymerase II transcription regulatory region sequence-specific DNA binding; protein dimerization activity; DNA-binding transcription factor activity.
UUUAGCCUUCUGUUUUGUUAAUUCUUCAAUUCAAACCACCAAAGAAACAUACAUAACAUAUUAUAUCCAACACCAUUAUAUCUUCCGAAUUUAUUUAGUCCGAAUUUGUCCGAAUGAAAGAGACUUCCGCAUGGGAGUCUUUUUUCGGGAAGAGACUUCUUUAGAUGAAUUCGGACUAAACAAAUUUGGUGAACGAAUCAUUAAUCUAUUUUAUAUACAUGAGAGUGAAAAUAUAUAUGUACAUAUAAUUUAGCGUAAAGACGAGAUUGAUGAGCUUGUUUACUUUAUAAAUUCUUAAAUACCCAUCUCUUGCUCCAACUCUCUUCCAUUCUCUCUCUGUCUCUGUCUCUCUCUCUCAAGUCGAGGUUUGUACAAAAGAAAGAGGGGAAAGCAAAGAGAGAAACAUCAGUUUUAUCUCCUUAAUUGUCUUCUCUUUUCUUGCAUCAUAACCAGCUUGCAACCAUGUCGUAUCUGAAUCAAUCGAUGGAGGUCUUGGACUCUCCCCAGAGAAAAAUAGGUAGGGGAAAGAUCGAGAUCAAGCGGAUCGAAAACACUACGAAUCGCCAAGUCACCUUCUGCAAGCGUCGAAACGGCUUGCUCAAGAAAGCCUAUGAAUUGUCUGUUCUUUGCGAUGCCGAGGUCGCCCUAAUCGUCUUCUCCACCCGCGGCCGCCUUUACGAGUACUCCAACAACAGUGUCAAGGGUACAAUUGAAAGGUACAAGAAGGCAUGCUCAGACUCGUCCAAUACUGGAUCGGUUUCUGAACUAAAUGCUCAGUUCUAUCAGCAAGAAGCCGCAAAAUUACGUGGGCAAAUUUCAAAUUUGCAGAAUUCACACAGGCACAUGUUGGGUGAGUCUCUGAGCUCUAUGUCUAUUAGGGAUCUCAAGAACCUCGAGAGUCGUCUAGAGAGAGGCAUUAGUAGGAUUCGAUCCAAAAAGAAUGAGCUCUUAUUUGCAGAAAUCGAACUUAUGCAAAAAAGGGAAAUCGACUUGCAUAACAGUAACCAGUACCUCCGAGCAAAGAUAGCUGAGAAUGAGAGAGCUCAGCAGCAGAUGAACCUGAUGCCUGGAGGGGGGUCUGAAUAUGAGUUGAUGCCACCACCUCAGUCAUUCGAUACUCGAAACUACUUUCAAGUGAAUGGUCUCCAACCCAAUGAUCAUUACUCUCGCCAUGACCAAACUGCCCUUCAGCUUGUAUAAGUUAAUUUAUAUGCUCAAAGGGACUGUGAUUUCUCCUGUUCCAUUCCCUAGCUGUAGAUCUACUACUUCUACCAGAUGAAGAAGCUCUCAAGUUUAUAUCUAUGGAAAAUGCUAUAAUCUAUGGAGGUUUUGACUUGGUGAUGCCUUUGUACUACUCCCUCGUGAUAUUGUUGUAGACUUCAGUGGUCAAAAGGACUCCUAAUCCUAUGUCUGUUUUGCUUUGUCUUUCAUGCUUUGCACUGUUAUAUUAUAUAAAUGUAUUUACUAUCCUUUGGGAUUUCCUUUUCUUUU